AUGAAUAACAACCAGGAUUGGCAAGAGUUUGCACGUCAAGUCCGUAACCGUGCUAGUAAAGUUACGUACAGUGGCCCAAAGGGUGGUCCAAAAGGUGGACCAGCUGGACUAUUCACUGGUGGAGUUGGAUUGAUUCUAUUGGGAGGAGGUGCGCUCUUGUUGAACUCUUCUCUAUUUAACGUUGAUGGUGGUCAUAGAGCCAUUAUGUACUCACGUAUUGGUGGUGUUCAACCUCAAAUCUACAACGAAGGAACUCAUUUUGCCAUUCCAUGGUUUCAGACCCCAGUUGUCUAUGACGUUAGGGCCAAGCCACGUAACGUUGCUUCGUUGACAGGUACAAAGGACUUGCAAAUGGUCAACAUUACGUGUAGAGUACUUUCUAGACCAGAAGUUGGUGCAUUACCAGUCAUCUAUAGAACAUUGGGUACCGAUUAUGAUGAAAGAGUGUUGCCAUCUAUCGUGAAUGAAGUUUUGAAAUCUGUUGUUGCACAGUUUAACGCUUCCCAACUUAUCACACAAAGAGAAAGGGUCUCGAGACUCAUCAGAGAGAACCUUGUUAGAAGAGCAUCAAAGUUCAACAUUUUGUUGGAUGACGUUUCCAUCACAUAUAUGACAUUCUCUCCAGAGUUUACCAUGGCUGUUGAAGCCAAGCAGAUUGCACAACAAGAGGCACAAAGAGCUGCCUUUAUUGUGGAUAAAGCCAGACAGGAGAAGCAAGGUACAAUUGUUAAGGCUCAAGGUGAGGCAAAGUCCGCUGAAUUGAUUGGUGAGGCCAUCAAGAAGUCAAAAGACUAUGUUGAAUUGAAGAGAUUGGACACCGCUAGGGAGAUUGCUCAGAUUCUCUCCAACUCUCCAAACAGAAUCAUCUUGGAUAACGAGGCGUUGUUGUUAAACACCGUUGCAGAUGCUCGUUUGAAGAAAUGAUUUGAAAAGCUUCAGAAUCUAUACACACAAAAAAUAUAUACAUUAAAAGAGGUAUAUAUAUAU
Messenger RNA from Williopsis jadinii, 987 nucleotides. RefSeq names its product prohibitin subunit PHB2 (gene PHB2). The record is from RefSeq and is a predicted model, not a curated record. Gene Ontology annotation, biological process: mitochondrion organization. The transcript has a single exon. Gene Ontology annotation, cellular component: membrane; mitochondrion. Bases 1 to 924 code for a protein of 307 amino acids. NCBI's taxonomy places the organism in Eukaryota, Fungi, Ascomycota, Saccharomycetes, Phaffomycetales, Wickerhamomycetaceae.